This is a messenger RNA of Paecilomyces variotii, 1740 nucleotides long. RefSeq names its product beta-lactamase-like protein. The coding region runs from base 226 to 1380 and encodes 384 amino acids. NCBI's taxonomy places the organism in Eukaryota, Fungi, Ascomycota, Eurotiomycetes, Eurotiales, Thermoascaceae. The transcript has a single exon. The record is from RefSeq and is a predicted model, not a curated record.
CGUCCAGACACUUACGAAAUGGAUCAAUAUUACCCCACAUCGGUGACCCGGUCCAUCAUUCAGGGGAAUCGAUAACCUAGGUGAAUGUGGGGUUGAGGAGCUUUUGCGCCCCCGCUCCUGGAGAUGAAAAGAUCCUUGGGGCUAUAUGAAUCCCCAUAAUCGCCAAUCGCACUGGCUCAGGCAGUGUUCUCUCCAACGAUACUGCAACACAGCUAGCUAGUAAACAUGGCGCAAACUGGGGAGCUCAAACCUACCAAAACAGCGGCGCUCAACCUGCCGUCAGGGUCAAACACCUGCGAGCUGUCGAUUCUGAACACCACUUGCGACAUGACCCUUCCUACCAUCUCUUUGAUCGGUCCAAACAUCAAGGGUCACGAAAACCUCAACCUUCCCACCUUCUCUUUCUACAUCUAUAACGCUCGUCAGAAUAAACGCGUUCUCUUCGACCUCGGAUCCCGGAAGGAUUGGUGGAAUUUCACGCCUGUAGUACUGGAUGCCGUCAAGACCAAGGGCAUCUCCGGACUGCGCAUCACUCAUGACGUUGCUGAUGUCCUGGCUGAGGGGGGAAUCGAUCCCAAGACCAUCGAUGCCGUCGUUUGGAGCCACUUCCACUGGGACCAUGUGGGCAACAUCCAGCUGUUCCCAAAGAACGUCGACGUCGUCGUCGGUGCCCCUUUCAAGAGCGUCUUCCUCCCUGGCUACCCAACAGGCCCGAACUCACCGUUUUACGAGGCCGACUUCGAGGGCCGUAACAUUGUUGAGCUCGAAUUCGACGGCUCGCUGAAGAUCGGUCAAUUCCUAGCCCAUGACUACUUCGGAGACGGCAGCUUUUAUCUCCUCAAAGUGCCGGGUCACACGGCCGGGCAUAUCUCCGGUCUAGUCCGCACAACCCCUGAUACCUUCGUAUUCUUGGGCGGAGAUGUUUGCCACUUCCCGGGAGCCUACCGGCCUUCUGAGUAUAUACCCAUGCCAGAAACGCUCCCGGCGGAGACCAAGCUUGACGCGCGGAUCCCACUGCCUUGCCCUUGCUCUUACUUCACUGCAUGCCAUCCUCACCCUGAGAAGGCUCGCACGACGCCGUUCUACCGCGUGUCGGAGGACCCUGGAUCGUGGUACGAAGAUGCACCGGAGGCGCAAAGGUCCGUGGACAAGUUGACCGAGUUCGACGGUGACGAGAACGUCUUCCUGGCCAUCGCACACGACCCUGCGUUGCAGGACACCCUCACAUUCUUCCCCAACGGCACGAUCAACGACUGGAAAGCGAAAGGGUGGAAACGUACGACGCAUUGGGGCUUUGUCAACGAGCUUCCGGUGGACGGAAAGCCCGGACGACCUGCCCUGGUGGAGGGUCUGCUGAAGGGUGAUCUUCCGAUCCAGUAAAUGCGACUUGGAGGUUUUGAUAUUUUUGCAUUAAGCUGCUGUUUAUAGUUUCCGACAGGAUGUAAUGUGAUGAAUGGAUGACUUGUAUCGCCGUGUUGCGUAGAUGUUAAUAGAUCUCCUCCGGUUGGGAGAGAAGUUGAGAUAUGUACUCAAUUCCCACUCAAAAAGAGUCCUGGGGCCCUGAUGUAUCUUAAGUAUGCAUUUGCCCUAGUAGCUGUUCCCCAGGGUACUCGACUUCUAUCCCGUCUCCGGGAGCACCGUCGCCACUGGCAUCAAGCUUCUGCCAGUCACAAUGGACAUUGUGCCUUAAGUUAGCCUUGGCAGCAGUUAUCAGUACCUUUUUCCGAAUCGAGGUUUCUG